Molecule: messenger RNA, 699 nt
Organism: Didymosphaeria variabile
Lineage: Eukaryota; Fungi; Ascomycota; Dothideomycetes; Pleosporales; Didymosphaeriaceae
Product: 60S ribosomal protein L7
Exons: 6
Coding region: 1-699 (232 amino acids)
Biological process (GO): maturation of LSU-rRNA from tricistronic rRNA transcript (SSU-rRNA, 5.8S rRNA, LSU-rRNA)
Cellular component (GO): cytosolic large ribosomal subunit
Molecular function (GO): RNA binding; structural constituent of ribosome
Source: RefSeq, a predicted model, not a curated record
AUGGCGACUUCAACAACCGUGCCGACGCAGAACGACAUCCUCGUCCCCGAGACCCUUCUGAAGAAGAGGAAGUCGCAGGAAAGGGCUCGCGAGGAGCGCGCUUUGGCUACGAAGGAAAAGAGAGACAAGAACAAGAAGAAGAGGGAAGUGAUUUUCACACGGGCCGAAAAAUAUGUGAAAGAAUAUCGUGACGCAGAGAAGGAGAAGGUCAGGCUGUCUCGCGAGGCAAAGAAAAAUGACAGCUUCUAUGUUCCGGAGGAACCAAAGCUUGUCUUCGUCCUUCUUCGUCUUCUCCAGAUCAACAAUGGCGUCUUCGUGAAGUUGUCCAAGGCCACCAUGGAGAUGCUGAGAAUUGUCGAACCCUUUGUCGCGUACGGUUACCCUAAUCAGAAGUCUGUCCGCGAACUCAUCUAUAAGCGCGGUUAUGGUAAAGUCGACAAGCAGCGCAUCCCGCUUACGGACAACGAAAUCAUCGAGGAGCAGCUUGGCAAAUACGGCAUGAUCUGUAUGGAAGAUCUCAUCCACGAGAUCUACACCGUCGGGCCCAACUUCAAACAAGCUUCUAACUUCUUGUGGCCCUUCAAGCUCAACAGCCCUACCGGCGGCUUCCACAAGCGGAAAUUCAAGCAUUUCAUCGAAGGCGGCGAUCUAGGCAAUCGUGAAGACUUGAUCAACAACUUGAUCAGACAGAUGAACUAA